CUUCCGCGCUCCGCUCGCCUUUCCCCUUCGUCGCGCCGCUCGUCCCGGCCGGGCCGCGAGGAGGGUGGCGGCRGCGCCCGCAGCGCGUUGAUGUGAGGCGGCGGCGGGGCGCGGAUGGCGGCGGGCUCCGGCGCGGCGGCGGCCGCCGGCGGCCGCAGCUUCUCCUUCAAGGUGGUGCUGCUCGGCGAGGGCUGCGUGGGCAAGACCUCGCUCGUGCUGCGCUACUGCGAGAACAAGUUCAACGACAAGCACAUCACCACGCUGCAGGCAUCUUUUCUUACUAAGAAGCUAAAUAUUGGUGGGAAAAGAGUAAAUCUUGCAAUAUGGGAUACAGCAGGUCAAGAAAGAUUUCAUGCGUUGGGGCCGAUCUACUACAGAGAUUCUAAUGGAGCUAUCCUAGUAUAUGAUAUAACAGAUGAAGACUCUUUUCAGAAGGUAAAAAACUGGGUUAAGGAAUUAAGAAAAAUGUUGGGAAACGAAAUCUGUUUAUGUAUAGUAGGUAACAAAAUAGACUUGGAAAAGGAGAGGCAUGUUUCAGUGCAAGAAGCAGAAACGUAUGCUGAAUCUGUGGGAGCAAAACAUUAUCAUACUUCAGCUAAACAGAAUAAAGGAAUUGAAGAGUUGUUCCUGGACCUUUGUAAAAGAAUGAUAGAAACUGCUCAAGUGGAUGAAAGAGCAAGAGGGAAUGGUUCCAGCCAGUCAGGAACAGCGAGGCGAGGUGUACAGAUCAUUGAUGAUGAACCACAAGUACAGAGCAGCGGCGGGUGCUGUUCUUCUGGAUAACUAUAAAACUGUGCAUCGUUGCCCUCAAUAUGAAGACUGCCAUAUUCCAAGUCACGCAUCCUUUACCAAUGGAGUAAUAGAAUUAACAGUAUUUAAAAAUAAUCACUUAUAACACUGCAGAGACCUUAAGUGCUAAACUAGUGGCAUCUGUGACCAGAGAAUUGGCAUUUUCUACAGUGGUUAACAAAGCAAUUACCAAUGGCCUUUUUACAUAUUUUUUUCUUUAAUGAGGAAUAAUAUGCAUGUAGAAAAGACCUACUUAAAGGCUUCAUUUAUAUUCUUUUAAAUCAGAUCAUUAUUUAAUAACUUAUAUACAUUGUUGUUGGAAUGGUAUACGUUUUUGCGGCUCUUUGUAUUUUGUGGUAGAUGRAAUUGUAUCACUUCUAAAAUGCAAAUUCUUUUUUUAAUUAGCAGAUACCUGAAGUAAUAUUUUUGCAGGGCCUCCACAAGCCUAUAACUGUUGACUACUUUGAUAUAUUCUGUCCAUCCUGUAUGCCAAGCUGGUAAAAUACAUUGUAAAUUACAUAUUAAAUAUUUUAUCUGCUUUUACAAGUGCAGGUGCAGAAAUAUGUACAUCAGUCUUGUCAGUAAUUGUGAAGUGAAUAAGUCAGUGAAAAGAUACAAGCUUUUCAUGUGUACUGUUGAAAUGCUCACUCAGUUUCUCCUCCUCCUUGAAAGCAGUCUAUUUUCAGUAUAUUCAUAGCGACAGCAACUUUUAAAGGCUUUUUUUCUGCCAAGCAGCAGUGUGUAGCGUAUGGCCUUAGCGGGGAGGAAAUGCCUCUUAGGCGGCUGUUCAAGGUGGAGGUGUUUGACCAGCACCCAGAACAGUGGGAGCACGUUUAGAUCUUGCCCCUGCAUUUACUUCAGCCUCUCAGAAUGUCCCCGGAAGCCAACCCAAGUUUAGCCCACAUCUACCUGGUAGCCAGUAAACCGGAGGCACGAUAGAACUCGUAAGGUGUGUUAAUAUGUGUGUGCCCAGACAGCAUUUUAAACUAUUAAUGAGCAUAAGGGGUUUUGCAAGGCAGGGCUUGAGUGAACAUGUGAAUUAGCAUUGACUAGAACCACUUCUGAUUGAGUGAAUGUGCAGGAGCUGCAGAACCUGCCAGAUGCAGUUGUUAACGUCGGGUAUACCAGGCAGAGCCAACCUUGCUCCUGACUUGGUCUUUCUCUUGCAAAGCUCUUGGAAGCCCUGUUAAGGUUUGGGAGGAGGGUUUUCA
Molecule: messenger RNA, 2000 nt
Organism: Nothoprocta perdicaria
Lineage: Eukaryota; Metazoa; Chordata; Aves; Tinamiformes; Tinamidae
Gene: RAB21
Product: RAB21, member RAS oncogene family
Exons: 7
Coding region: 115-783 (222 amino acids)
Biological process (GO): Rab protein signal transduction
Molecular function (GO): GTP binding; GTPase activity
Source: RefSeq, a predicted model, not a curated record